AUGCCAUAUUACAGAUCGAACGCGAAUCCGUCCCGUCCGAUUUGCUGGCAUUUUGCUAAAGGAAAUUGUAACAGAGGGACGAGUUGUCAUUUUUCGCACAAACAAGAAGAUACAAGUUUUCAAAGUACUAACGAUGGGAGUGAUACACAAUACAACCAUAGAAAUGGGGAAAGUUCGUUGCAUAGGUCGAAUUCUAACUCGAACCGUCAUCAAAAUAAGAGUGCUCCAUCAGUUUGCCGUUAUUUCUUGGAAAAUCGUUGUAUGUUUGGAGAUUCAUGUUGGAAUAAACAUGACAAACCUGAUGACGUCAAUAAUGAAGUGAGCUCUAUUAGCACUAUCCGUAUUCGGAAAAACGACUUGAAAGAUCAAAAAGAACAAAAUGCAAAAAUGGUAGAUGAAGAGGG
Molecule: messenger RNA, 404 nt
Organism: Funneliformis caledonium
Lineage: Eukaryota; Fungi; Glomeromycota; Glomeromycetes; Glomerales; Glomeraceae
Source: the annotation of a GenBank genome assembly